Cooperia oncophora is the source of this 228-nucleotide messenger RNA. NCBI's taxonomy places the organism in Eukaryota, Metazoa, Nematoda, Chromadorea, Rhabditida, Trichostrongylidae. The record is from the annotation of a GenBank genome assembly.
AUGUGCGACCGCACCAAUGCCAGCGAGAUCGUCGCAGAAAUGCUUUCUUAUCUGGAGACGGCCGAUUACUCCAUCAGAGAAGAAAUGGUCCUGAAAGUCGCAAUCCUGGCUGAAAAGUAUGCUACUGACUAUACAUGGUAUGUCGAUGUAAUCCUGAAGUUGAUUCGAAUUGCCGGUGAUUAUGUGUCAGAAGAAGUGUGGUAUAGAGUGAUUCAGGAAGUGUUAUGA